GACAUCUAUGCGGCCUCAGAGGGUCCUCGAGCUGGAUAUUCAGAGCAUUGAAGAGUUGUUCAGUCAUGUAGACAAACGGGCAUCGCUGCGCAACUCAAAAGUCAUGGGUCUGAAUACGUGUGAUAGCUUGGACCUCUUUCCACAGGAACCUAAGGUCACAAUCCUUGACUCUAAAAAAAGCAUGAAUAUUGGGAUCUUUCUGAGACAUUUCAAAAGGCCAGUGGCAGAAAUGGUGCUGGACAUUAGUCAAGCAAACUGGCUCAGAUUUGGAUCAGGCAAACUACAAGAGCUUUGCAAACUACUGCCUGAAGAAAGAGAGGUAAAAUCAGCUCUAUCAGCUUCGUGGAAUCUCUCCGUGUUACCAGAGGCUGACCGCUUUAUGGUGCAGCUGGUCAAAGUGCCGGGGUGACUAUGACGAACGUCUCUGAAAAUGAUGGUGCUGAGGGAGGAAUUCUUCCCUCUUAUGGAGGAGAUGAAGAUCUCUGUUGCUGUCAUGACCAAAGCAGCUCAUGAGCUGUUGAACUGUGACGACCUCCACUCAGUCAUUCGGCUGGUAUUAAAAGCGGGGAAUUACAUGAACGCUGUUGGUGCCAAAUGCUCCAUCGGCUUCAGGAUGACCUCUCUGCUCAAUCUGGCAGACACCAAGGGCCAACAAGCCGGGAUGAACCUCAUGCACUAUGUUGCCAAGCAAGCCGAGGACAUCGAUGCCGAGUUGCUGACGUUCCACACCCAGCUGGAGCACAUUGGGUUGGGAGCAAGAGUUUGUAAAGAGGAAGUCAUCACGGACUUUGAGAGGCAACUCAAAAAGGUCAAGGAAGUGAAAUUGUACUGCAGCAGACAGCCUGGCCUCUUACAACAAAUGGAGACAUUUCUCUUGAGGGCUGAGGCCAAGCUGGCAGAUGUGGAGUUCUCCGUUCUGGAGCUGAAGGCUCGUAGCAAUGCUGUCGCUGAGUAUUUCUGUGAAGACCCGGCUACCUUCAAACUGGAAGAGUGCUGCUCCAUCUUCCAUUCAUUCUGCAAGCGGUUUGACACAGCUGUAAAGGAGAAUCAAGAGCGAGAGGCAGCCGACCAGAGGCGCAAGCGGAAGGAGAGUAUGCGUUUUGUAGCCAAACGCCGCUCCAUAGUGUCUUGCCCAGGACCCGACACUGAUCGGGACUCAGGUAUAGAGUCGGCCUUACACAGCUUUCUCUCCUCCGCUCCAGAGGGAGUAGUCAGAAACAGGAAGAAGAUACUGCCCCCAAUCGAAGGAUCGCCUGUUGAACGCAGCGCUUCGGUUCCAUCGCUAGCAAAAAUGGAGACUCCGCCCCGCACUAGACCCGAGAAGAAACAACCCAUACUGCAGGAAAAAGACGAGCAAAUAAGUGAUCUAGAAAAAAAAGAAGAAGCUGAAAAAAUGCGUGAGAUAACCAGGAAGGUGCUUCACUAUCAAAGCAGCAGAAGCAGCCUUAAUGGGAGCAGAGAUUCAGAAACUCCCCUACGGUCGGAGAGAGCACAGGACACACCAGACACCUCGAGUACCCCGAGUACCCCGAGUACCCCGAGUACCCCGAGUACCCCGAGUACCCCGACUACCCCGAGUACCCUGAGUACACCGAGUACCCCUCAGCCUCGAACCAGAGACUUCUUCUUCUCCAACAACGAUGAUUCGGGCUCCCCAUGGACGAUCCUGAGCCCUUUUACUAGCUCCCAAAGAAACACCAGACACCUACGCAGACUAUCCUCAACUCCAAGUGGAAAAGAUGGAGUGUGGGAGAUGGACAAAGGCAGUUUCCUCGCCACUUCCUCUGAACCGGACACUCUAACAUCUCCCCCAGAGGGUCCUGCCUCCCUCCCUGAGUGCCCCAGUCUAAGAGCUGUGUCGCAGGCUCCCAUCCUCAGGUCUGUUUCCAUGGAUGGAACCACGCGAUCUCCAGCAUCUGGCUUUCGGCUGGGAGACUUCAUCCUGAGAAGCAUGUCUCAGAGGUCAUACUCCUCUGGAUCAAGGACAGAAUACAGGAGAGAUGGAGGAGCAAGAGUGUCUUCAUUGUUUGGCAGGAAGGCUGGGAAUCAUGUAGAAGACCAGGGGGGCUCCUCGGGGCUCCUCUCCUUCUUCAGGCGCAUCGGAGGCAAAAGUAGGCCAUACGAUGUGGAAGAGCACAAAUAUAAUACUUGAAAACAUUUUUUUAUUUAUAGACAAAGGCCAAGCUUUGUCAUUUUUUCUAUGUUUAAGAAUUUAAAUUAG
Messenger RNA from Gymnodraco acuticeps, 2221 nucleotides. It is a transcript of the gene fhdc3, whose product is annotated as FH2 domain containing 3. Lineage: Eukaryota; Metazoa; Chordata; Actinopteri; Perciformes; Bathydraconidae. The record is from RefSeq and is a predicted model, not a curated record.